Messenger RNA from Sarcophilus harrisii (Tasmanian devil), 3063 nucleotides. RefSeq names its product putative C-type lectin domain family 20 member A. Lineage: Eukaryota; Metazoa; Chordata; Mammalia; Dasyuromorphia; Dasyuridae. The transcript is spliced from 11 exons. The record is from RefSeq and is a predicted model, not a curated record. The coding region runs from base 1 to 1779 and encodes 592 amino acids.
AUGGCCAUCCAAAUGACAUCUGCAGCAAGCGACCUGCUUGUGGGGACUCAGACAUUCAUACGAGUGGAGGAACAGCUCACCUGGUACAAAGCCCGGGAACACUGUAGGAUCUACCACACAGACCUGGCCAACAUGGAAAGCCUGAAAGGGCCAGGGAGUAUGCUGAACUUGUACUCUCUCCUUAAGGGCGAUCCUGCUUGGAUUGGACUCUUCUUUGAUGUAGACACUGGGACACUCAGCUGGUCCAGUGGGCCAAUUUUCACUACCCCUUUUUGGUUUAUGAAUCUAUCUGAAUUCACAGCUGGAUUCUGCGCUUUAUUGGAGAUGAGCUUCACUCCAAAUGUGAGGGCUGCUCUCUGCUCCACCCAGCACGCCUUCAUAUGCUACUAUGAUCCUGCCAUUGGACACCUUAUUACCAGAGAAUCUCCUCUUAGCAGCUCUACUAUCCCACUCACACCAGAUGAGGUACGGAUUGGUGAGAAGAUCUUUAUGAGAUUUACUGAAGAGAAGACCUGGUCUGCAGCUCUGCAAUACUGCCAGACAUACUACACAAACCUGGCCGAUCUGCAGAGCGUCACUGAGGGGACACCCCUGAAACGCAUCAGCAGCCAGACAGAAGCCUGGAUUGGUCUCUACCUUGAUGGGAACACCGGGUCUUUGAGGUGGUCCAGUAAUUUUGGUUCCAGCAUUCCUUCCUGGCUCUCAGUGUCCAUGUUUGGGGAAGGACAAUGUGGUACCCUGAGACGCUUUGAAAACUUUUUGCCCCGAGUUUCUCCUGCAUUUUGCAGUGAACUGAAACCCUUUAUCUGCUUUUAUGGUAAGUGUCAAUCAACUCUUUACUGGGUAGUGUCCUUCAUCAUUGGACCUCCAAGAGCAAUGGUUGUUCAAUCGGUCCCAUGUCACAUACAUAAGCAGCAGAUAAAUGAAGGACAACAACACCUCCAAGUUGUAGGCCUGGACCUCUCUAAUUCCCCAUUCUUUUCAUUUCAGGUCCUCCGGGCAGUUCCACAGUCGGUCCUUUUUACUCCUUCAGGAAAUAUCAUCACCUCCAACUAUACAACUAUAACAGGUCGGGAAUUGUCCACAGCUGCCAGUCCUGAGCCCCCACGCAGCCUCUCGGGGCCCAAAGCAGUCACAUCCCAGGCUUCUGGGUCAGGGACCAGCCCCAUCACCUCAGGAACGCCUGUCCCCGCUCUGACCAGCACAGCAAGACCAACCACAAGGCUUGGGCCCACCCAGAGCCAGCCGGAACCUGCACCAGGAAGCAGCUCUGUUUUUGGAGAGACAGUAGGUGGGACCAGCCAGGGCUUGUUGGCCAGCUCUGACCUUCCAGGGAUCUCUCCGUUGCUAAGAGAAGGGCUGAAUCGCCCACUCCGAGGCCCUUUUUGUCCUUCAGGAAACAGCACCACCUCAGACUGCACAGCGACAACAGCCACAGCGGUCAUUCCUGAGCCCCCACGCAGCCCCUUGGGGCCCAAAGCAGUCACAUCCCAGGCUUCUGGCUCCAGGACCAGCCCCAUCACCCCAGGAACACCCGGCCCUGCUCUGACCAGCACAGCAAGCCCAACCACAAGGCUUGGGCUCUCACAGAGCCAGCUGGAGCCUGCACCAGAGCAAAGCUUUGGGAUCCUGAAGGCUGAUUUCAACUCUCGAGCUGUCCUGGAAUCUGAAGACGGAAAAGAAAAGUUUUUGAGAGAGAUACAAGAAGCCGUAAAGAUUAUUUUAGGUCACGAGCAAUUCAGAUUGAAAUGGAUCAGCUUUGAAGAGAACCAAAACUAGCUCAAGCCUCCUAAUUUGGAGCUGCCUUCCAAAUAUCUUCUCAUACGUAAAUGCCUUCUAAAUCUGUUCAGCUCCCUUCCCCUAAGAAGAAUCCUUGAUCUACAGACAUCGGAAACCUGAACAAUAGUGCUGGACUCUGUAGAAGAGAGCAAGAAAAUGGGAGAAUAUGGGAAAGGAUUUUAACCUUUAUCCCGUCUCUUACCCUCGUAGCUGGGUGACCAUAGGUAAAUUACAUUUUUAAGCCUAGAAAGCUCUCUAAAUCACAUCUGCUAAGUUACAAAGAUGCCAUAUGUGUUGGUGGAAGGAGGUCCCACACCAGUGAAAUUAUAAUUGAUGGUAUUGCUGUAUUCAACCUUGAACAAAGGAUGAAUAUGAGGGAUGCCAGCUUUUCCUUUUCCAUAUAGCUUGCAUGUUGAGAGGGAACGAUAAUGAUAAUGAUGCUAGAAACCAAUGGACUCCACACUUUGAUUUAUGAGUUAUGAUUUCCAAAUGGACUAGGUUCACCCUGGAAAUAAAAUUUUCUAAGUUCAUCAGUUACAAGUUUUCUAACAGAAUAUACUGUAAAUUCUUUAGGAAAAGAAUCUCUUGCAGUGUGGUUCAAUGAUUAUCCCUCUGCAGGUUGGAUCAAUAUUAAUAACUGCCAUUUUCUGAUAAAUGGGAUAUUUUCAUCUUUUACUAAAAGUAUCAUUUAAAUUAUUCUUAGUAUUGACAUUAUCUUCAGAAGCAUUUUCCUAUAUAUUUUUUAUUCCACUUUUAACCUCCAAAGUCUGCAAAAUUCAGCACUGGAAAAUAAGAGAUAUUACAGGAUUAAAAAAAAAAAAUACUCUCAAAUGUUUAAAGUUAAAGUUUAUUUGUAUUCUUUGUAGGAAUAUCAAUAAAAGACCUCAAAUGUAUCUAUAUCUGUACAUGUACAAGAACCGUCAAAAAUUAUUCACAGAACAAAAAUAAAUCUUCUUUAGAAUAAACCCAGGUAAUGAAAUGCAGAUAUGGAUCUCACAUAUGGAACAAUCCAUGUGCUACUAGCACAAAAAUAUGGCUUUAAAAAUAAAAUAAAAUAUUGGGUUUUGUUUUUCUAAGGUGUAUUUCUCUUUCAUGAAAUAAAAAAUAAAUUAUUUAGCUUGAUCAUUGUAAAAUAGCCCUGUGUAGUAACACAUGCUUAUUAAGGCCCUGGAGAUGAAAAAAAAAAAAAAAUCUAUUUUUAAAAGGUAAUUUCCUCAUGGGAGUGACGCAGGUUGAUGUGCUGUUGUUUCUGAGAGCUAGUUAAAAUAAGAGGAAAUAUCUAAG